UACGGCUCGACCCCGCCUUUGGAGCCUUGCCUUUCCCCUAGCUAGCCUCAACAUAAACACCUACCAAACCAACACAAGCCUCCCUCACCUUUCCUCUCAGUCUUACAUCCAGGCUACCACUCCUCAAAGUGCUCAUGGCCUCGAGCUCCUCAAACCCGGACACCAUGGACAUGGACCCUCCCGGCCUCUCCAUCGCCGUCGAGCGCAACCCGCCGGAGUCGCGCCUGGCCCAGCUCGGCGUCAAGUCCUGGCCCAAGUGGGGUUGCCCGACGGGGAAGUUCCCGGUGAAGUUCGACGCGAGGCAGACGUGCUACCUGGUGAAGGGCAAGGUGAGGGCGCACAUCAAGGGCUCGCCGGAGUGCGUGGAGUUCGGCGCCGGCGACCUCGUCGUAUUCCCCAAGGGGCUCAGCUGCACCUGGGACGUCCUGGCAGCCGUCGACAAGUACUACAAGUUCGAUUCAUCUUGACUCUCGAGUUAACACCACCACCGUCGAUCCCUUAAUUUGGUUGCCGAUUUUCAGUGACUAGCUAAUUCGUUUUCUAGAUUGGUGACUGUAUCAAUUAGUCUCAUUCUCUAGCUAAUUUGCUAGAUAAUCCAUCUCUAUUGUCUUCUCUUCCCUAUCUGUAAAAAAGAAAUUGGUAUCAGAGAGGGCAUCUAUGGCCCCUGUGUAGGUUAGUAGUUAUUCAGUAGCCCGGCCCCAAAACCGGUCAAUGCAGUGGCCGUUCAAAGUAUUCUUAUUUAUUGCUCUGAGUGCAAAUCCAUUUUGAAUGCUUUCUUUGA
This is a messenger RNA of Brachypodium distachyon (stiff brome), 781 nucleotides long. RefSeq lists its product as uncharacterized. Lineage: Eukaryota; Viridiplantae; Streptophyta; Magnoliopsida; Poales; Poaceae. The record is from RefSeq and is a predicted model, not a curated record. The transcript is spliced from 2 exons. Bases 135 to 467 code for a protein of 110 amino acids.